AUGGUGGCUCCGGCCUCGAUGGGAGCGAAUCUGGCCAACCCUCCUCCGUCCUCGACCUCUCGACAGCCCGCUCGCACCUCCAGCACCCAUCCGUCCCACUCCCAUAAUGUGCCUCUGAGUGCGAGACGGUCUGCGCCGCUGGACCUGUCGACCGUUGAACGGCGAGGACAACCCAACGCGGCGCGAGAACCGGUGAAACGGGUGCGCCCGCAUGGCUUGCAGGAGGCUCCAACCUACCGUCCGACGGAGGAGGAGUGGAAGGAUCCUAACGAGUAUAUCCGUAAGAUCGCACCGGAAGGAAAGAAGUACGGCAUCUGCAGGAUCAUUCCUCCGGAGAAUUGGAAUCCCCCAUUUGCGAUAGAUACAGAGCGAUUUCAUUUUAAAACCCGUCGACAGGAGCUCAACUCGGUCGAAGGAGGUAUGCCCCAGCGUUCAGCCAGACCUGCUGCCGGUGGAGGAGAUCCGCAGCCCAGUUCUGACCCGGAGCCAGGAACCCGUGCGAACCUGAACUAUCUCGAUCAGCUCGCCAAGUUCCAUAAGCAGCAUGGGACCAACCUCAACCGCUUCCCCAGCGUUGACAAGAGACCCCUCGAUCUAUACAAAUUGAAGAAAGCCGUCGAGGUCCGGGGUGGCUUCGACCAGGUCUGCAAGCUGAAGAAAUGGGCCGAGAUAGGUCGUGACCUCGGCUACAGCGGCAAGAUCAUGUCUUCCCUAUCAACCUCGCUCAAGAACUCAUAUCAGAGAUGGCUACAACCCUACGAGGAGUAUCUGCGUGUCGCUAAGCCGAGUGUGCAGCAGCAGCUGGAACUUGAGCACGGUGGUCCCUACACUCCAUCGCCUCAUCCGUCACCGAUGAACAAAAGGGCUGUAUCGGAUCACAAUACUCCAUCGCGUGAUUCGCCAGCAAUCCGUGCAUCUGUAGCUCUGAACUCCGUACAGGCCGAAGCGACUCCGGACAAGCCGACACCACCGGUGGAACAGCAGCCACCACUUCGCCCCUCCGGUUUCACACCAGUCAAUGCGAACCCUGGAGGAUUUACAGCUGUUAACAAGUCUCCUUCGUUUGUGGCCGUCAACAAUGGUCCUACCGCAACAGUCAAACAGGAGGCCGAGAACGGAAAUCUCACUCCCAAGAGCAUAGCUGACCAUCCCUCGGCCACUCCCGCGAGCAAUGGCCAUGGCAUCAAGCGUGCCAUCAGCCAUGACAGCCUGACUGGCGGCUCUCAGACCGAGAAUGGGGAUCCUGAUGCGAAUGGACGUCGCAGUAAGCGUCUAAGAAAAGAUGCGCCGCCUCCGCCUACCGUUGCUGGAUCGCACAUGAGCCUGCUACGACCGGCUCCGCCUCGGAUGCGACAGAACAACGGCAACCGUCGAACAGGUGAUAAAUGUGAAAGCUGCGGCAAGACAGACGACCGUCCAUCGAUUCUUCUUUGCGACAGUUGUGAGAAUGGUUACCACAGAUACUGCCUGGAUCCUCCUAUUAACUCCGUUCCUGAGUAUGAUUGGCAUUGUCCCAAGUGCCUUGUUGGAACCGGCGAGUUCGGGUUCGAAGAGGGUGGCGUAUACUCCCUCAAGCAAUUCCAGGAGAAAGCGAACAACUUUAAGAAGAACUAUUUUGCCCCGAAAAUGCCAUUCGAUCCUGUCUUGAACACGCAUCGUCGUGAAUCAGAAGACGACGUUGAGCGCGAAUUCUGGAGACUGGUCGAGAGCUUGACGGAGACUGUUGAAGUUGAAUACGGUGCAGAUAUCCACUCCACGACACAUGGCAGUGGCUUCCCGACCGUGGAGCGGAAUCCUCUUGACCCAUACUCUGUCGACCCCUGGAAUCUGAACGUGCUUCCUUUCUAUGGCGACUCACUCUUCCGACACAUAAAGUCCGAUAUUUCUGGAAUGACUGUGCCUUGGGUCUACGUGGGCAUGUGUUUCUCGACUUUUUGUUGGCAUAACGAGGACCACUAUGCUUACUCCGCCAAUUAUCAACAUUUUGGUGCCACAAAGACGUGGUAUGGUAUCCCUGGAGCCGAUGCGGAAGCUUUCGAGGAGGCCAUGCGACAGGCGGUUCCGGAACUUUUUGAAGGGCAACCCGACCUCCUCUUCCAGCUUGUGACACUCAUGCCACCCGACCAGCUGAAAAAAGCCGGUGUCAACGUGUAUGCUCUCGACCAGAGAGCAGGUCAGCUCGUCAUUACAUUUCCGCAGGCCUAUCACGCCGGAUUUAACCACGGAUUCAACUUCAACGAGGCUGUCAAUUUUGCACCCACGGACUGGGAACCCUGGGGCGCCAUGGCCAUCGAACGGCUGCGGGCAUUUAGAAGGCAACCAUGCUUUUCUCACGACGAGCUGUUACUGACAGCUGCUUCAAGAGAUAGCUCUAUUAAGACCGCUAAGUGGCUAGCUCCCGCCCUGGAAAGGACUUAUAAUCGGGAAGUGGAAGAGCGCGCAGCUUUCAUUAGUCGUCACAAAGAAAUAGCCCCGCACAACUGCAAAUUGGGUUCGGAUGAUCCUUCUACCACGGGUGACUGUCAACUGAACUUUGUGGUUGAGGAGAAGGAUCUCCCCGAAGACGAUUACCAGUGCAGUUAUUGCAAGGUUUACACCUACCUGACGCAAUUCCGCUGCCAUAAGACGGGAAAGACUAUCUGCCUGCUCCAUGCUGAGAGUUACGACUGCUGCGGAGAGCCGUUGGCACAACGACUGACGGGACCGGACCAUACUCUCCGCUACCGGAUGAGCAACGAUGCCCUGAAAGCCGUGAUGGACAAGGUCAAGGACCGUGCCAGGAUCCCCGAAGCGUGGUCGGAGAAACUCGACAAGGUUCUGGAAGAUGAACCGAAACCCCAGCUGAAGGUCCUCCACAGCUUGCUAAGCGAAGGUGAGAAAAUCCCAUACCAUUUACCUGGCCUUCAAGAUCUUGCGGCAUUUGUCCAGCGCUGCGACAAGUGGGUAGAAGAAGCAAAUAACUACAUCACGCGGAAACAACAGAACCGCAGAAAGAACGAAAAGGCUUGGCGCAAGGGCAAUUCCGUGAAGGCCGCGCAGCUGGAAGAACGCGAUCGUGAACUUCGCAGAGUGGAGAAUAUCCACGCCCUACUUGCAGAGGCUGAUAAACUUUCCUUCGACUGUCCACAGAUGGCGGCACUGGAAGAGAAGACCCGCGAGAUCGACAAAUUCCGUCAGGAAAUUAACGCCGCCCUUAGGAACCCCCACAUCCGGUCGGUUCAGGAAGUAGAAGACCUGGUCGAAUCGAGCCGGAAUUUCAAUGUGGAUAUCCCCGAAGUAGAAGGACUCGAGCACAUCCUACGGCAAAUGAAAUGGAAUGACGAGGCCCGUCGUAAGCGUGACCAGUAUCUGACCCUGAAGGAGUGUCAGGAACUAGUCCAGGCUGGUGAGAAACUUGGUUUGGCUGACAAUAAUGACCACCUGCUCUUCUUCAAGGAGUUGAGUCGCCAGGGUGAGACCUGGGAGUCAAAGGCCAAAGAAUUGAUGUCCGCUGAAUCUGUACACUACCAGCAGCUUGAGGCCCUUUCCGCGCAGGCCUCUCGGUUCCCUGUUUCUCCUGAGAUCCUUACUGCCGUCGAUGCGAUCUUGACAAAGCAACGGGAAGCACAGAAACAGAUCCAAGAUAUCUAUGAGAGAAGUAAAGACCCGGACUUUCGGAAACGACCCAAGUACAAAGAAGUCCGCGAGUUGAUGGAGUCACUUGAGCAACUCAACAGUCGGCCAACCGGGGCGAUAGACCUCGAGCGGGAACAAAAAAGGCACGAGGACUGGAUGAGGAAGGGCAAAAAGCUGUUUGGAAAAGCCAACGCUCCCUUGCACAUUCUCAAAUCUCAUAUGCAGUACGUUGAGAAAAAGAAUGCGUCUUGUUUCGAUCUUGAAGAUAGGUGUCGGCCGCCCGUCGAGCCCGCAUCGCGCGAGGGAAGUCCCGAUGGCCUUCUGGAAAACCAUAGCAGUGGCAUGUGGGGAGGUGGCAAGUCUAGGAAGCGAGACGUCUUCUGCAUUUGUAGGCAGUCGGAGGCUGGGAUGAUGAUCGAAUGUGAAGUCUGUCAUGAAUGGUACCAUGGCAAGUGCUUGAAGAUCGCUAGAGGUAAGGUCAAGGAGUUCGACAAGUAUACGUGCCCAAUCUGUGAUUGGCGCCGAAAGAUACCUCGCGACGCCGCUCGCCCAAAGAUUGAAGAUCUCCUGGAUUGGCAGGCUGAAAUCCCAUACUUGCCGUUCCAACCCGACGAAGAAGAGGUUUUGGAGAACAUAAUCAAUCAAGCUACUGCCUUCCGGGAUUUUCUGCAGAGCUUCACCAAUGCUACUUGCACCACCACGGAGGAAGUUCCGACAUUGAUAUUCUAUCUGCGGAAGAUUGAGGGAGCUGAAGUUCUUCUCGCUUAUGAAACCAACUUCUUCCGUCAGGAGAUCCAUAAAUGGGCGCCUGUGGCACCAGAGGCUCCUCCGAUCCUCGAGCAGUCGCUCUCAACACGCAAACCUCGCCCUACGAAGCAACAGAAGAUAAUGGCUCAACUUGGUGUCGAGCGCCCAGAGGAUCUUCCACCCCAUCUCCGACCGAAGCAGAAUAACGUUGCGAAGCGGAAAUCCCUAGAGUCCCAGACCCCGCGACCACAUCCAUUGCAACCAGCCUCUCAGUUCAGUUCUGAUACGCCAGGAGAACGAGCUCGAUCAGUUUCGGCCAGCCAUGUCCCAACAUUGAGCGCUUCUAGCACGCAGCAAUCCCAGCCCUAUCCCUUUUCCGCCAAUUAUUCGCUCGUCGCGAGUGAUCCUACUCCAGCAUUUGCAGCUGGAUCUUCAGAUUUCUUACCUGCCUCUCACGUCCGUUCGCCUACUUUUGCUCCACGUUCUCCGUCACACCAUCAAGGUCUAGAUCAGCCGCUGUUUAGCCCACCGAGCUUCAAUCGCGAUCAAAACGAUGGCCCUUCAGGUGUUGACAUGGAUGGCAACAAUCCGUUCGGAAGCAGCCCUCGCCAGAACUUGGAUGAUGUCUUUGCCGAUCUCACAAAUCAGGACCCAGACCCGGAACCGGAGCCUGAGAUGAUGGAAAACACUCAUGCCAAUGAAGCUUUGGAGGUGUUGGAUGCGAGCAACAGUGGAGAGCACUCUGCGUCUCCUGAGCAGGCCAACGAUGAAGCUGGCGAGAAGGGCUUGGCAAACGGUAAUGCCGAUGGCCGUGAAGAUGCCGCGCGGAAUGCAGAGGAUGACUUCUAG
Molecule: messenger RNA, 5211 nt
Organism: Paecilomyces variotii
Lineage: Eukaryota; Fungi; Ascomycota; Eurotiomycetes; Eurotiales; Thermoascaceae
Product: putative PHD transcription factor
Exons: 5
Coding region: 1-5211 (1736 amino acids)
Biological process (GO): chromatin remodeling
Cellular component (GO): nucleus
Molecular function (GO): histone demethylase activity; DNA binding
Source: RefSeq, a predicted model, not a curated record